CUUCCGGCCGUCGAGCGUCCAGUCCCCGCUCCCGGCUCCCCGCGGACCGACGCGCGGGACGGUGCCCCCGGCCGCUCCCGCCCAGGCCCCGCCAUGUCCGGGCCCCAGGCCCCGGAGCCAGCCCCCGACGUGCAGGGAGACGGAGACGCCCCCACGGGCCCGCGGGGCGAAGAUGCGGCGGCCGGGACCCAGCACUCGCAGCGCAUGCUCAGCUUCAGCGAUGCCCUGCUGUCCAUCAUCGCCACGGUCAUGAUCCUGCCUGUGACCCACACGGAGCUCUCCCCGCAGCAGCAGUUUGACAAAAGCAUACAGAAACUUCUAGCAACCAGGAUCGCUGUCUACCUGAUGACGUUUCUCAUCGUGACCGUGGCCUGGGCAGCACAUACAAGAUUGUUCCAGGUUGUUGGGAAAAUAGACGACACCCUUGCCUUGCUGAACCUGGCCUGCAUGAUGACCAUCACCUUCCUGCCCUUCACAUUUUCCUUGAUGGUGACCUUCCCUGAGGCGCCCCUGGGCAUCUUCCUGUUCUGCACGUGCGUGAUCGCCAUCGGGGCCGUGCAGGCGCUGAUCGUGGCCUACGCGUUCCGCUUCCCCCACCUCCUGAACCCCCAGAUAGGGCGCUCCGCCCACCGGCGCCUCUACCGGCGGCACAUCCUGCGCCUUGUGCUCCGGGGCCCAGUGCUGUGCUUCCUGGCCGCCGGCUUCUCCCUGUUCUUCUACCCAGCGUCGUACCUGCUCUUGGCGACGGUCAUCGUCCUCCCGUACGUCAGCAAGGCCGCCAGCUGGUGCCGAGACAGGCUCGCGGGCCCCCAGGAGCCCCCGGUGCACAGCGUGGAGCUCCUCACCUUCACCCUGCAGGAGCCACUCAGCAAGGAGCGGGUGGAGGCCUUCAGCGAUGGGGUCUACGCCAUCGUGGCCACGCUCCUCAUCCUGGACAUCUGCUCGGACAACGUCCCAGACCCCAAGGACGUGGCAGGGCGGUUCCACGGCAGCCUGGUGGCCGCGCUGAGUGAGUCCGGGCCGCAGUUCCUGGCGUACUUCGGCUCCUUCGCCACGGUAGGCCUGCUCUGGUUCGCGCACCACUCGCUGUUCCUGCACGUGCGCAAGGCCACGCAGUCCAUGGGGCUGCUGAACACGCUCUCGCUGGCCUUCGUGGGCGGCCUGCCACUGGCCUACCAGCAGACCUCGGCCUUCGCCCGCCGGCCGCACGACGAGCUGGAGCGCGUGCGCGUCAGCUGCGCCAUCAUCUUCUUCGCUGGCAUCUUCCAGUUCGCCAUGUGGACCACGGCCCUGCUGCACGAGGCGGAGACGCUGCAGCCCUCGGCGCGGUUCGGGGGCCGGGAGCACGCCUUCAUGUUCGCCAAGCUCGCGCUGUACCCUUGCGCCAGCCUGCUGGCCUUCGCCUCCACCUGCUUCCUCAGCCGCUUCAGCACGGCCAUCUUCCACCUGAUGCAGAUCGCGGUGCCCUUCGCCUUCCUGCUGCUGCGGCUGCUGGUGCGCCUGGCCCUGGCCCUCCUGCGGGCCCUGCGCGGCCUGCGCCCGCCCGCCCAGCACCCUGAGGAGGGCCCGCGGGCCCCGCUGCUCCCUGCGCCCUGCUAGCCCGGCCUCACCGGGGCUUGGCCUGGCCAUGCCGCACGUGCCCAGCCCGUACCAGGACCCCACGCUCGGGCGGCCACGUCACCGGCGCUGGUCCUCGACACCAGGCGACCCCUCUGGGGCCCCGCCCGCCCGCCACCCCACACACCCGGAGCUCCCCGUGGCUGCUGAGCAGCAGACCGCCCUCCCCUCACGCCGGUCGGCACGCACAGACGGGAGCGAGACGGUGGCAAGGCAGCGCCCGGACUGUAUUGUGUCGGACGUGAGUUACAGUGCACGUACUGUGGGCUGCACAGCGGGCGCUUCUGGCGCAGACACUGAGCUACAGGACAGGCGGCCCCUGCAGACGUGGCGCCGCAGGGACGGGGGGCGGAAGGGAGCAGCCCAAGAGGCACAAGAGACGACACGGCAAGCUGCUCAGUGCAACGUGGGUGCGACUUUGGCAGAAGCUGGGGGGUACGUCUGAAGUGGAGGCAAAGCCACCUGGGGAAGCCAGGGCUGGCCCUGCCAGAGGUGCCAGCAGCAGAGGGACCCCGCCCGGGGUCGACAGCGGAAACUGUGGGGCCACGGGAGGCUGCCCCAGCCGACUGAAGGUCCGGUCAGGCUCCUCCCGGGGUCCGAGGUGUGGCUGUGUGGGUCCUCCAGGCUCGGGCUGCAGGCGGCCUGCCCCGCAGUCCCGUCCAGCCGCACUGCAACCACAGAAGCCCGGUCUGCUCAGCAGACACGGGACAGCCACGCGAUUGUUUGCAAACAAGUCACAAAGUGCCACGCGUCCCUGGUGAUUAAAGCCGGCUCCCCCACUUCCUGCUGUCACUGCUUUCUCUGGCCUGGGGGCUCGGUCACUCGGUCUGGUCCCUUCCAGGCACUUCUGCCAGCCCCUCCGGGCACCACACCCCCUCCUCGGGGGCUGGGCUCAGCCCGCCUGGCCGCCUCAGGCCCUGCUGUGCCGCGUGGUCGCUCCCAGGCCACAGCCAGGCUCACGGUGCUCAGGGCAGGAGACUGGAGUGGCUAGUGGCGGAGAGGCCCCUGUGCCUGUGCU
Messenger RNA from Pteronotus mesoamericanus, 2635 nucleotides. It is a transcript of the gene TMEM175, whose product is annotated as transmembrane protein 175. Gene Ontology annotation, molecular function: potassium channel activity; proton channel activity. The transcript has 11 exons. Lineage: Eukaryota; Metazoa; Chordata; Mammalia; Chiroptera; Mormoopidae. The record is from RefSeq and is a predicted model, not a curated record. The coding region runs from base 94 to 1599 and encodes 501 amino acids.